AAGUGAAAGGACAAAGCUAACAAAUAACGUAAAAAGCUCUCCAACAUCCAUUCAAACUGAACUUCCAUGGAAUUCGUUUUCCAAAAAAAAAAUACAAUAACUACAAAAAGGCAACAAAAUCCCAACAGCUAAUCUCCAUUGACUAACACAAUGUCCAAAUUUCAAAUUUUUAUUGGACAGAUAGAAAUGGAAAAUCCAACAACACAAUUCUACAAAAUAAUACAAAACUGGAACAAAAUCUCCAAACACAAACUUUAGAACCAAAAGAAAAGAAAAGAAACUUAAUCUCUUUUUUUCUCUCUCUGAAAUUUUUUUCAUUUUCUUGAUUGUUCUUGAAUCCAAUGGAACAUUGUGGAGAAUGGGCAUUUGGGGUUCCUUCUGUUAGUGUUGUUGGUGAUGGGUAUUGCUUCCCUUAUCCAAUGGAGUUGAUUGUGAAGAAGAAGAUCAAAAAGCUUUCCAGUGCUCAAUUUGAAGUUUUUGAUCUCAGUGGAAAUCUUCUUCUCCAGGUUGACGGUGGCGUCUGGAACCUCAAAAUGAAAAGAAUUCUACGUGAUCCUGCAGGUUUCCCAAUUCUCACCAUGCGUGGAAAGGCUCUCACAUUUUGGCAUAAAUGGAAGGCUUAUGAAGGUGAAAAUGCAGAAAAAAAUAAUAUUCUAUUCAGUGUUCAACAAUCUCAUCCUCUUCAGAUUAAAAAAGAGCUUAAUGUUUUCUUGGCAAAUUUCAAGAAAAAAAUCCCAGAUUUUCAUGUUACUGGAUCUUACUCUUCUUUGUCCUUCAAAGUUUUCAAAGGCCACAGGCUUCUUGCAGAGGCAAAACAUAACUUCACAAUGGAAAGCUUCUGCAAGGGAAAGGAAAAAUACAGAGUUAAAGUAUAUCCAGAGGUUGAUUAUGCUUUUAUUGUGGCUUUGCUAGUAAUCCUUGACGAGAAUGACACCCUUUAGUUGUCUCUUUUUUUUUUUUUUAAUUCCUUUUUAAGAAGAAAAAUAAAAAAAUUAAAUUAAAUAUAUGGGCUUACUCUAAAAACAUCCUUUUGACAUUCAUUUUCUUUCCUUUUUCUUCUACCAAAUAAAUGGAUAAAAAGAAGCUUUCAUUCUUUUUCCUUCCUCUAAAUCUCAAUAAUUUAUUUCUUCUUCUUUUUCUGCAUUAUUUU
Manihot esculenta (cassava) is the source of this 1150-nucleotide messenger RNA. Its product is annotated as protein LURP-one-related 14. The record is from RefSeq and is a predicted model, not a curated record. NCBI's taxonomy places the organism in Eukaryota, Viridiplantae, Streptophyta, Magnoliopsida, Malpighiales, Euphorbiaceae. The coding region runs from base 342 to 941 and encodes 199 amino acids. The transcript has 3 exons.